Molecule: messenger RNA, 1050 nt
Organism: Talpa occidentalis (Iberian mole)
Lineage: Eukaryota; Metazoa; Chordata; Mammalia; Eulipotyphla; Talpidae
Gene: NPDC1
Product: neural proliferation, differentiation and control 1
Exons: 8
Coding region: 1-1050 (349 amino acids)
Cellular component (GO): membrane
Source: RefSeq, a predicted model, not a curated record
AUGGCGACGCCCGUGCCCCCGCCCGCCCCGCGCCACCUGCGCCUGCUGCGCCUGCUGCUCUCCGGCCUCGUCCUCGGCGCGGCCCUGCGCGGAGCCGCCGCCCGCCGCCCGGAUGUCGCCGGCUGUCCUGGGAGCCUGGACUGUGCCCUGAAGAGGCGGGCGCGGUGCCCACCAGGUGCCCAUGCGUGUGGGCCCUGCCUGCGGCCCUUCCAGGAGGACCUGCUGGGGCAAUGUGUGCCCAGGACAUCCGCGCCUCCCGGGGACAGCGCACCCCAGCCCAGACUGGAGGAUGAGAUUGACUUCCUGGCCCAGGAGCUGGCCCGCCAGGAGACGGGGCGCCAGAGGCUCGAGACUCCCCCCCAGCCCCAGGGGGUGCCGGGUGAGACCCCUGCCACGCCCCGCCCCGCCCCCACCGCACCCCCCGGCCCAGCUCUCACCUGCUUUCCUUCCACAGCCACCAUGCUGGGGCUCUCAGAGCGGGGCCAGGGCCUGGAUUGGGGCCCGCCCCCUACUCGGGGCACCCCCACACCCCAACCUUCCCCGAGCUCCCCAGUGUCGUCGGGGCCGGUGCACAUGUCUCCCCUGCGGCCCCGCGGCGGGCACGGUGCGGGCGUCAUGCUUGUGCUGAUCGCGGCCUGCUCCGUGGCCGGCCUGGCCGCCCUGACCGUGGCUGCCCUCUGCUGGUGCAGGCUGCAGCGCGAGAUCCGCCUGGCCCGCAAGGCCGACUACGCAGCACCACAGGCGCCCAGCUUGCCCGCCACGCCCAGGACUCUGCCUGGAGACCAGCGGCUGGCGCACAGCGCGGAGAUGUUCCACUACCAGCACCAGAGGCAGCAGAUGCUGUGCCUGGAGCGACACAAAGAGCUGCCCAGGGAGCUGGACUCGGCCUCCUCCGAGGAGGACGAAGACGGCGGCUUCACGGUGUACGAGUGCCCGGGCCUGGCCCCGACGGGCGAGAUGGAGGUGCGCAACCCGCUGUUCGACCAGGCCUCGCUGGCAGCGCCCCCGCCCGGCCACCCGCCACCCCUGCCCCCGCCCCCACCGCAGUGA